This is a messenger RNA of Cucurbita maxima (winter squash), 1359 nucleotides long. Its product is annotated as N-acetylglucosaminyl-phosphatidylinositol de-N-acetylase-like. Gene Ontology annotation, cellular component: endoplasmic reticulum. Gene Ontology annotation, molecular function: N-acetylglucosaminylphosphatidylinositol deacetylase activity. Lineage: Eukaryota; Viridiplantae; Streptophyta; Magnoliopsida; Cucurbitales; Cucurbitaceae. The transcript has 11 exons. The record is from RefSeq and is a predicted model, not a curated record. The coding region runs from base 203 to 1027 and encodes 274 amino acids. Gene Ontology annotation, biological process: GPI anchor biosynthetic process.
AAAACGGAUUUUUCUUUUCACCAAAUAUUAAAUUUCCCACCAAUCACCGGAGUUGGUUUCCAGUUCCCACAAAGCAAUUCACCGUCUCCUUCACGAUCUCACACUCUUCUAGCUUCCUCCAGUAGAAACUUCGGAAAAUUCCCGGAAAAUCGUCGAGAAAUUCUCGCCGGAAGUUUCAGAAGUCGCUGAAAGCUCAUGCUGUAUGCUCCGUAAAUUUUCCUGGAAGGAGACGAAGAAAAGAGGGAGUUCUUUGAUGGCUUGGCUGUUGGUUAUUACUGCCUUCGUUGUAAUUUGGAUUGCUUCAUUAUGCAAAAUUUUUCAUGCAUCAGUUUCAUCAUCCAGGAGUGCUUUCUUAAAUGAUGGCACUCCUCAGAAGAAAAAUAUCUUGCUGGUCAUUGCCCAUCCAGAUGAUGAGUCUAUGUUUUUUUCUCCAACAAUGAACUUCCUCACAUCAAGGGGCCAUAAACUUUAUAUUUUAUGCAUGUCAAUUGGUAAUGCAGAUGGCAUGGGAACCAUGAGAAGAGAAGAGCUAUACAAAGCUUCCACAGUUCUUAAGGUUCCCCUCAAUCAAGUGAAGAUCCUGGAUCAUCCAGAUUUGCAGGAUGGUUUUGGCAAAGUGUGGGAUCAUAAAUUGCUGGCAGGGAUUAUCGAACUGGAAAUAUCAAGCCAUGGGAUUGACUUGAUUAUUACUUUUGAUAGCUAUGGAGUUUCCGGUCACUGUAAUCAUCGUGAUGUGCACAAUGGGGUGCGAGGUUUCUUGCACAAUAAGGCUCCACAAAGUUUUGAGGCAUGGGAACUAGUCAGUACCAAUAUACUGCGCAAGUAUAGUGGUCCAUUUGAUAUCUGGUUAUCUAGUAUGUUUUCCAAAGAGCACCCAAGUGGAAUGAUGCAUUGCUUGUUAAAUGAACGCCCACGGCAAAGCUACCUCGCAAUGGCACAGCACGCAAGCCAAUGGGUUUGGUUUCGGAAGCUCUUCGUUACCUUUUCCAGCUAUACCUAUGUCAACACACUCAAAAGAAUUAACUAGCCAUGCUGUUAUAAUGCUAUACGAUGUUACAGCAUCACAGAUAUCUACUUCGCGGGAACUGUGGAUUCGGAUUUCUUCAUUUCAUGUGAGGUUUCUAUUGUAGUCUCUCCCCUGUUUCUGGUGCGUUCUAAUGAUUGUGCUUUAUUACAUUAUAAGAAUUCACCUGAUUUUACUCAUUUUUGGGGAGAAAACUUAUGAAAGACUGUCGUUUUCUGUAAUUUAACAUGGAAUUCAGCUGGUGAACUAAACUCCAUUGACAGUGCUUGAAAAUGUGGACUUGGUCAUUCUAUCUAGUUCGAUAAUAUAUAGGUCGUGGUUUUACACCAGUCUAA